AUGGGGUAUCUUUCGUCUCUUUCCGAACACGUUCGGGGAAUCGCUCGGGCAAUCGCUUCAACCUCAUCCUCAAUCGUGGAUUUUGUCACGUUAAAACGAAAACGUGGAAAUGAGGAUUCUGAUGAGGAGGAGGAUGAUGAUGAUGAUUUGGAUUCCCUCGACAUAGAUCCAUUCGACGCAGUAUUGGAAAGGGUGAAAGUGAAGUAUAUCGGCAAACACGUGGCCGCGAUUCGCGCCAAGAUUCAGCCAAGUGACAAGAAGAUUCCUGUCGUUGAGGUUGGGCCUCACACUCAAUGUUGGGAAAGCAUUAUAUAUAAGGUGAAGUUUGCUGAUGGGGUUAAAUGGAUGCUCAAAGUCCCAGCUAUUGGAACGCCUGAUCAAUUCGGCGAAAAUGAUGCCGAGGCCCUUCGCUCAGAAGCAUUGACAAUGAUCAUGUUGCGACGUGAAACAACUAUCCCAAUCCCUGAGGUCUUUUCAUACGACAAUACAUGCAAAAACAAGCUCAAAGUUCCCUUUAUUCUCAUGGAGCUCAUCGAGGGUCGGCCUUUGGCCGAUGUAUGGCAUGACAAAGAAUCUCCAAAAGAGGUUGUACAGGCCCGGCGCACACGCUGUCUGCAGGAUAUUGCUGCUGCGUAUCUCCAACUUGGAAAAUACACGUUCAACGAACCGAAGCCCUUGAGAUUCGACGACCAAGAUUGCCUUAUUGGUGUUGUGCCAGUGGAGGACGACCCAUUCUCGGGCCUCAAAGUAGCUUACACUUCUCGUUUGGACGGGUGGGGAAAAGACGGGUUUGAGGUUCAAAGGGAGUUGCUGAAGCUCCUUCGGAUGUUUGCCGACUGGACUCCAGAGCCAAUUGCUGGAAAAUCAUUCGUUAUGACCCAUCCAAACGCCAACAUCUUCAACGUCCUUGUUUCAGAUGAUGGUUCUGUGCGGGCUAUCCUCGACUGGCGCAACGCAGAAGCCCAGCCACCGAGUGUAGGGAAUGAGUCAUAUCCACUAUGGCUGAUGCGCGACUGGGAUCCCACCGUAUACGGUUGGAUCGAAGGUAUGGAAGAUAUGGAAAAGGACGAGGAUUUCUUUUCCGAAGACUCACCGGACACGCUGUUGUUCUAUCGAAAUGUCUACGCGCAAUGUAUCGCAAAUCUGCGGCCAGAAAGCCAGAACGCCAAAUUGACCCGAAAUUCCCCUCUUUUCGAGCAUUUGAUGAUGGCAAUGACAGGGUCGGUGUUUAGCGUUGGCAGGGCCAAUAAAAUCUUGAAUGAAGUUAUGAAGCAAGUGGAGAAGAACGAAGAUGGUAACAGCUGGCCAUUCAACUUAUCCAACAUCGAUAAAAAAGACGACAAUGACAGCAAGCAUCGUACUUGUUCCCAAGAAAAGGAUGCGACAGGCCAUGGCAAUUCACCCAAGGAGACCGAGGACAAAGCGGGACAUGAUGCUAUCGAAGCAGACAUUGAGGAACACGUGCAAGUUGAUAUUCUGGAAUUUAUCAAGGCUUUGGACAAAAAUGGUCUUUCUGAGCAUCAAGAAAAGCUUCUGAAAGCGGGAUUUCAUGCUUUAUUUUCCUAG
Molecule: messenger RNA, 1566 nt
Organism: Penicillium verrucosum
Lineage: Eukaryota; Fungi; Ascomycota; Eurotiomycetes; Eurotiales; Aspergillaceae
Product: phosphotransferase family protein
Exons: 1
Coding region: 1-1566 (521 amino acids)
Source: RefSeq, a predicted model, not a curated record